This is a messenger RNA of Macrosteles quadrilineatus (aster leafhopper), 537 nucleotides long. RefSeq lists its product as uncharacterized. The transcript has a single exon. NCBI's taxonomy places the organism in Eukaryota, Metazoa, Arthropoda, Insecta, Hemiptera, Cicadellidae. The record is from RefSeq and is a predicted model, not a curated record. The coding region runs from base 1 to 537 and encodes 178 amino acids.
AUGUUUUUCAAAUUCAAGCCUAGGACUCAUCUUUGUUUGUUAAAGCCACAUUUGGAAGCUAAGGUCAACGAAAAUCAAGAACGUAUCAUUCAGACAAGGAACAAGGGGGUAACUCCCAGGAACUUUGAUGUGGGACAAAAGGUAUUCGUAAAAAGCGUCAGGAAUGAAAGGUCAAACUGGCUGCCUGGUAUUGUUGCAAAAAUUGUAAGUCCCAUGACCUAUUUAGUGAAGACCGAGGGCCGUACAAGAUUUGUUCAUGCCGACCACUUACGUGAGAACCAUGUGGUGUCAGAGGAUGAAGAGGAUACAAAAAUUCCAUGCCCAAUACCAACUACGCAAAUUAUUAAAUCACCCCCUGCAAGGCUGGAUGUAGGAAUUCCUGUACUUAGUACUCAGCCAGAGACAUCUGAUGUGCAAGAAAGUGUAUCCCCAUCCAACGAAGUCAAGAAUAAAAGUCCAGGCCCGCAUAAGAGUCCUAAGGUGCUUUUGCGUCGAUCUCAAAGAGAGCGGCGAGCGCCUACAAAAUUAGAUUGGUAA